This is a messenger RNA of Lasiodiplodia theobromae, 1557 nucleotides long. Its product is annotated as WD repeat containing protein. Gene Ontology annotation, biological process: regulation of DNA damage checkpoint. The transcript is spliced from 4 exons. The coding region runs from base 1 to 1557 and encodes 518 amino acids. The record is from RefSeq and is a predicted model, not a curated record. Gene Ontology annotation, molecular function: DNA binding; protein binding. NCBI's taxonomy places the organism in Eukaryota, Fungi, Ascomycota, Dothideomycetes, Botryosphaeriales, Botryosphaeriaceae. Gene Ontology annotation, cellular component: nucleus.
AUGGCUCGCGGCGCGAAACCCCAGCUGAGCGAGUAUGAGCUCAAGCGCCAGGAGCAAAUCGCGAAAAAUCAAGCCCUUCUAAGGUCGCUUCAACUGGAUGCUCAGCAGGCAGGCCUUGCGCCUGCAGCAUCGAAGGCGCGCUCCUCGACGCCGGCCAAGAAAGAGAAGAAAAAGCCGGCUGUGAAGAAGGAAAAAGAAGAGGUUGUGCCGCGGAGAACGUCCUCUCGCUUGCGAGGGAUCGUUGCAGAUAGUGAGGUUGCUAAACGAAAGGCUGAAGAGGAACAUGCGGCACUGCAAGAGGCCGAGAGAGCGAAACGCCAGCGCAUCAGCGAUGAUUUAAAUCUCAGCGACGUCGUGGUGGCCGGUCAGCAUUGGAAUCAGAGUGGAAAUUUCCUGAGAGGCGUCGGCCCUGCCAUGCCGUACGAAAGAACUUUCACCGCCGAAAAUGUAAAGAAAACGACAGACAAGGAGCUACGAGCUCUGCGCGAGAAGAUGAGUGGACUUCAGCUAUGGGAGGGAUUUGAACCGAAUCAGAUUAAACUCACGCCUGAGCGCAUAUACGCCAUGGGAUUCCAUCCGACCGCCGACAAGGCUUUGAUAUUUGCCGGAGACAAGAUGGGAAACCUCGGGUUGUUUGACGGAUCUCAAAGCGUGCCGGACAUCAAGGCUGAAGAUGACGAGGAAGAUGAUGACGCGGAGCCUGCGGUGACGACAUUCAAGAUACACACUCGAACGAUAUCUGCCUUUCAAUUCAGCGCUACGGAUGCGCACGCGCUAUUCUCGGCAUCAUACGACUCGUCUGUUAGGAAGCUCGACUUAAACAAAGGAAUGGCGGUGGAAAUCUACGCGCCGGCGGACAAGUCCGAGGACGCGCCACUUUCUGGAGUCGACGUCGGAACAGCCAAUAUGGUGUAUUUUUCCACUCUUGACGGCAGUUUUGGUAUGCACGAUAUCCGCGCUCCUUCGGAUAAGACCCAGGUAUUCCAGUUGUCGGAAAAGAAAAUUGGCGGGUUCAGCAUGCAUCCUAUCCACAAGCACCUAUUUGCAACGGCGUCUCUGGAUCGCACGAUGAAGGUGUGGGACUUGCGCAAAAUCACCGGCAAGGGCGAUGCUCGAGCGCCAACACUCCUCGGAGAACACGAGAGCAGGCUGUCCGUGUCGCACGCCGCGUUCAAUUCUGUCGGCCAUGUCGCUACCGCUUCAUACGACGACACGGUCAAAAUCUACGACUUCACCGAUUGCGGUGACUGGAAGACCGGCGCACGGCUGAGCGACGAGGCGAUGGAGCCCGCAACGAUCAUCCCUCAUAACAACCAAACUGGUAGAUGGGUGACAAUAUUACGAGCCCAAUGGCAGCAGAUGCCGCAAGAUGGCGUGCAGCGCUUCUGCAUUGGAAACAUGAACCGGUUCGUGGAUGUGUAUACCAGCAAAGGAGAGCAGCUCGCGCAGUUAGGGGGCGAUGGAAUCACAGCAGUCCCUGCCGUGGCACAAUUCCAUCCCAGCAUGGACUGGAUCGCAGCUGGUACAGCCAGCGGUAAACUGUGCUUCUGGCAGUAA